Saprolegnia parasitica CBS 223.65 is the source of this 552-nucleotide messenger RNA. RefSeq lists its product as hypothetical. The transcript is spliced from 2 exons. The record is from RefSeq and is a predicted model, not a curated record. Lineage: Eukaryota; Oomycota; Saprolegniomycetes; Saprolegniales; Saprolegniaceae. The coding region runs from base 1 to 552 and encodes 183 amino acids.
AUGAACUCGCCCGUGACCCGCAAGCCGAGCCUAAAGCGCCCCCAAGCCGCGAGCUUGUCACCGACCUCGAAGCGCGCUCGCCUCAUUGGCAACUUUACGAUCUCAGUCUCGGCGAAGUUGCUCAAGUCGGACGCAUACCGUGGCCGCUGCAAGUACAAGAGCGGCCGGUGCCCCAACGAGCGCACGCUCAAGUUUAGCGGCGAAGCCCACACGCUCUGCGAAGAGCACCGGCUAAAACACAACAAGAACCAGCGAAAGUCGGACGCCAAGCGACGCGGUGCCAAGCCCGUCAAGAAGGAGCCCAAGACGACGACGACCAAGACAACGACCAAGACGACCACGCUGGACGCUCGCAUCAAGAGCGAGUCCAUGGAUGAUGCCUUCGUCAAGCAAGAAGACGACGACGUGACAAUCAAGCUCGAGCCGGGCCUCCAGAUGGAAGAGAUGGAGAUGCUGACCGCCGACGACCUUGGCCCCGAGUUUGAUCUGGAAGAGAUGGACAUGACGGAGCCCGAGACGUGGUCGGACGACGAGUUAGUUAGUUCCUAUUAA